AUGAAAUACGUUGAUGAAUUCAUGAGCAAAUUCAGAGUGGAUGGAAGACUGGAAUACGAGACCAGAUUGAUUGAUGUACAGCUGUAUAAUGACACUGAGACUGGAUAUGCAGAAAUAAGACAGGGAAGGACACAUGUUCGUACUCAACUCGAUUCAACCACAGAAAGAAGCAAAUUCAAAAUGAAUUUAAAAUAUUUACAGGCUGAUUCAGUUACAGAAAGACAGAAGUAUCAAAUAAAGAGCAAGAUAGAGAAGAUAUUCAGUGACAUAAUGCGAUCAAGUGGCACCAGUGUGACUGUGCUGGUUGUAGAAGACAAUGGUGGCCUGAUUGCUGCAAUAAUUAAUUGCAUAACUUUGUGUCUGACACACUGUAGCGUACCAAUUGCAGACAUGGCCAUAGCUGUAUCCUACAACACAGGCAUUGAUCUGUGCAAGAAAGAGGAGAAUGGGCCAUUUAUUGCUCUACUGGUCUAUUUGAGUAACACCAAAAAGGUGAUAUAUUUUGAUGCAGCUGGCUCAUUUACCAGAACAUCGUUCAUCGAAUGCACUGAAGCAGCAAAACUGGCGUGUCAGAACAUUGCAUCUCAGUUCAAGACGACUCUUCUGACUUCCAAUGAUUCACGAUAG
This is a messenger RNA of Enterospora canceri, 627 nucleotides long. The record is from the annotation of a GenBank genome assembly. Lineage: Eukaryota; Fungi; Microsporidia; Enterocytozoonidae.